AUGCCCACAGUUCUCACGCCGCAAGGCUGGGUCAAAGUCGCGGCUGCCCCACGAAAGAAGAAGGUGACGACUUACGAUCCUGCGGAGGCUCUUAAAGGACCACUUGCCUACUUCAGCUGCCAACCGCUGCCAUCAGGCAAGAAAGAUUCAUUCAGCAGACCCCAGUUCCCCUACGACCUGUCUGCAUCACCGGAAAAACUGCAGCGGCAGGCCCACGCGAAAACCCAGGCAAAGAUUGGCGGCAAGAACAGAACCAUCUCUGCGCCGCAACCGGGGUUGUACGUCGACAGAGACGAUGACUCUGACGACGACAGUGAUCGCAAAUCGCAUUCAACUCAAUCUUCAAGCCGAAGCACAUCUCCUCCUUCGAAAAUGAACCGCUCACAACGGUCGUCUAAACCAGGGCACGCCAACAGAUCAGGAUCACCGUCGCCCUCGCACCGAUCGGCUCCUCGCCACAGACCUGUGGAGGCUGUUCCACCGCCUGUCGUCGUUUAUCAUACAUCGCCCGCCUCGAAUCCUUCUGCCCCACGGCACUCAUCCAGCACUGGCUACCAAAACUACUACUAUUCGACAGGAGGGAUCGAGCGCCCACCGCCACCAACCAACGCGCGGAGCAUGUCGUACAGUUGGUAUAAUGCCACAACGCCCUUGAACUUGUGA
Molecule: messenger RNA, 663 nt
Organism: Capronia coronata CBS 617.96
Lineage: Eukaryota; Fungi; Ascomycota; Eurotiomycetes; Chaetothyriales; Herpotrichiellaceae
Exons: 1
Coding region: 1-663 (220 amino acids)
Source: RefSeq, a predicted model, not a curated record